This is a messenger RNA of Ailuropoda melanoleuca (giant panda), 5382 nucleotides long. RefSeq names its product RAB6B, member RAS oncogene family (gene RAB6B). Gene Ontology annotation, molecular function: GTP binding; GTPase activity. The coding region runs from base 346 to 972 and encodes 208 amino acids. NCBI's taxonomy places the organism in Eukaryota, Metazoa, Chordata, Mammalia, Carnivora, Ursidae. The transcript is spliced from 8 exons. The record is from RefSeq and is a predicted model, not a curated record.
GCGCGGCUCGGGAGAGCGCUCCUCCGCCCCGCGCGCCGUCCCUGCGCCCCGCUCCGCCCGCGCCUCUGCGCGCCGCGCCUCGGGCGUCCAGAGCGCGCCCCUCGCGCCGCAGCGAGCGCCGCCCGCAGCAGCCCAGCCCCAACCUUCUCCUCCUCCUCCUCCGCCACCGCCGCCGGACACGCAGCCGCAGGCCGGGGCCGGGACGCAGCUGGGGAGUCAGGGACGCGCGCAGUCAGCCCUUCCCCCUCCGGCUCCCGCACCGCCGGCAGCCUCCCCUCGCCCUCCUCCUCCCUCCCUGCUCCCUCGCUUCUCCUCCUCCUCCUGCACCGCCCGGCUGCCAGCACCAUGUCCGCAGGGGGAGAUUUUGGGAACCCACUGAGAAAAUUCAAGUUGGUGUUCCUGGGGGAACAGAGCGUCGGGAAGACGUCUCUGAUCACACGAUUCAUGUACGACAGCUUCGACAACACGUACCAGGCGACCAUUGGGAUUGACUUCUUGUCAAAAACCAUGUACUUGGAGGAUCGUACGGUGCGGCUGCAGCUCUGGGACACAGCCGGCCAGGAGAGGUUCCGCAGCCUGAUUCCCAGCUACAUCCGGGACUCCACAGUGGCUGUGGUGGUGUACGACAUCACAAAUCUCAACUCCUUCCAACAGACCUCUAAGUGGAUCGACGAUGUCAGGACAGAGAGGGGCAGCGAUGUUAUCAUCAUGCUGGUGGGCAACAAGACGGACCUGGCUGACAAGAGGCAGAUAACCAUCGAGGAGGGGGAGCAGCGCGCCAAAGAGCUGAGCGUCAUGUUCAUUGAGACCAGUGCAAAGACCGGCUACAACGUGAAGCAGCUCUUCCGACGUGUGGCGUCAGCUCUGCCUGGAAUGGAGAAUGUCCAGGAGAAAAGCAAAGAAGGGAUGAUCGACAUUAAGCUGGACAAACCCCAGGAGCCCCCAGCCAGUGAGGGCGGCUGCUCCUGCUAAUGCAGCCUGACCUGCCAGCUCCCUUUGACACUACUCGCUUGUUGUGUUGCUUCCUAUUGGUUAGCUUCCUAAGGGGGGGUGGGAAAUGAGCUUAUCAAGAUGGGAGGAUUUUUCUUUUCUCUCUGUCUCUAGGAGUAGGGUGGGGUGGGAGGGAGGCUGGGCAUCAGGGAUCACGUCACUCUUAACAGCUGUUACUUAAACAACUAUUUUUUGGUUUGGUUGUAAUAUAUUGUACUUUAUUAAGAUUGCCAAAAACUGUUAAAAUUUAAAAAAAAUUUAAAUCAUGUGUAUACAACUUUUUGCCAGAUAAAAAUGUAGUCAUUUUUAUUUAAAAGAUGUGUUUUGUUUUUGUAUAUUUGUAAACUUACAGAGAACCUUUUCCACACACCUCCUCCUUCCUGCCCUCUUUGAAUGGUUCAUCACCUCUGCCCUCCUUCCACCCCAGCCCGAUAAAUUACAGUUAACGGGGCAACUUAAUUAGGCUCCAAUCCCAAGCCCCACCACCAAACAGGCCCUACCUGGUUGAAUCAAAUACUGAACAAAAUAGCCUCUGAAGAGGCAACUUUUAACUCUGUCCCUCUAACGUGGCCAGAGUGGGACAUCAGCCAUGGCCCUGAGCUGAAAUUACAGCCUGUGGACGGCAGAGAGCCCAGCGGGAGGCCUCACUGGCGUUGCUCCUGCCUCUCCCUUCCCUUCCCUGACAAGCCUUGAAGGGGUGGAAGGCACUUGCCACAGGCAAGUGUGUCCUCUGUGGCCCACUCAGUGAUUGGCAGAGCAAGAGGUCGUCGGAAGGACGGGGGUGCUGUUGGCAACUGUGGGCUUGUACACGUCGAUCUGCGGCUCAUAGCCUUGAGGCACCAUGUGUGGUUCUGAAAAUGUUCUAACCAACCCAUCCCUGGGUUGAAUCUAAGGGAAGGGCAAAAAGAAACUCAGUGUGUGCUGCCCUGAAGCCCUCGUCCUUGCACGUCAGGGAAGCCAGAGCCUGUAUCACGCGGUGUUUGUCUAUGACUGGGGAAGGGAGGGUCGACGGCAGUACCGCCGCCUUGAAGAUGCAUGCUCAGAUCCUCGGUUGCUAAUGCUGUUGAGUGCUGUUCUGGAAAAGCUGACUUGCCCCACUGGCGUCGUGCAGUUGUAAUCAUUGUACACGUACCUUUAAGGAUAUUGUAGCAGCGCUCUGGUUGCCUGAGGGUGCUGCUGACAUGCGGUCUCCAGAAGGCUGCCCAGAGAGAGCCAUCCUUGCCAUUUUGACUCAUUUCUGAGAAGGGCUUAGUCCUGAGGGCCUGUAAAAUCUCCAAAGAGAAUUCUAAGUGAUGUAACCCAUUUGGCCAGCAUUCCAAAUAGACUCAGACUUACUGAACCUGAGCCUGCAUACAGCCAGGCAGUAGGCAGCAACUCUGGCUAAAAACAGUAAACCCUGCCCUCCAAGCUGGUAUUGUCUCUGCCGCCAGGCUGCUGUUGGGCAUGUCCUAGGUGAGCUCCAUGGCCAUCUGGGAGUGGGAGGGGGGAAUUCCUCCACAAAACAGGACUCCAACAAGUUAUUGCAAUGAAUUUUGGAACUUCUCAGAAACUAAUCCAAAAUGGCAGCCAAUAAGUACAGGACUCACUGGUAUUUGUCCAGGGGGCCUGUGACACUCUCUCAGCUCAAGGAGACUGGAUGUCAGAGCUGAUCUUUAGAGAGGAAUUUAUCUUCAGGUGAAGAAGAGAGGAAGCAGGAUUCUCACUGAGCUCCUCUUCCAGAAGGCAAAGACUGAUGUACGAACGUAAUUCCAGUGUCAUGUGUUUGGUUUUUCUAUGUGUGUACAUAAUUAUAUAUAGAGAUAGACUUGUGUAUACACCUUCCACACACACAUUCUCACAGAGAUACAUGUGCUCAAUGUAUAUUCUUGUUGUUCCUGCUCUCGAGUUGGAACUUGCAUUGUGAUAACAGUUUUGGAAAUUCAAAAGUACUGCAAUGUGUUGAAAUAAGAAAUACUUAAUACUGUCAAAAAACUUGUGAUUGUCUUGCCAUCAAUAAACUAAUGCAUAGAUGUGUUCAACUACAGGCAAAAAUAGCCAUGGGAAUAUGCGCACCAUUUCUCUCUAUACUUAUAUGCAGAGGUGUGCAUGCCCGUGUGGGCCAGUACCCGCCACGACUGCACCCCCCCAAGUGGUGCUUGUUGGAAGAGUGCUUACUUACCUCGUGAGAAUUUAUAGGAGUCCACGUUACAGCGUCCGGCCUGGCCGGCAGUGAGGCCCAUUGCUUUUGGCCUCUGGGACGGCCCCAUUUGCUGGGAUCUGCAUUGGGUCCCUGUGGAUGAAUGUAUGGUGGAUUUUAAUUUCCUUGGUACUAAAGAGUAGCUUUUCUUAAACAUUCCUGUACAAACAAAGCAGAAACUCUGUUCCCUUCUCAUGUGCACACAUAGUUAAGGUACCACGAACACUUUUUCCAUCACAGCCUAGAAGCAGUACGAGAUGCAGCAGAUGUCACGUGGUUAGAUGUGGCCUCGGUGAGCCCUGCCUUGCCAGCAUGUACACAAGGUGCUCUCUCGAGUGCAGGCUCUCCCCAGCCCGGCGGGCUUCUGAGGUGAGGGCAGUUGUCUCCUCUGGCCCUACCACCUUAGUGGUGCCACGCCAUUCCAUGACCCCCCUUCGCGCAGGCCUGAUUGCCACCCCUCACUCCCUGGUCUGUUGAGGCAGCCAGAUCUCUUGCACAGAAGUGGGUUGGUUCCUUGGCUCUCAUUUUGAGCAGGUGCCAUCACUGUUCUCUUGCUUGUAGGGAGUAUCUUGACUUGGAGUUAAGGUCCAGUCAUAAGAUGAUCAGGUUCCCUUGAAGAAGAGGGGAUGAAAUUGCCUCCACAUCCCCCGAGAGUGUUACAUCCCCACUGAAUCCAGAUGGCCAGCCUGAGGCAAAGCCAAUCAUUCAGUCCCUCUCCCUAAGGACUAGCCUCACCUGGGAGAUGGCCAGGGUCAUCUUCAGGCCCUUUUUUUCCCCUUUGUGUGUGUGUGUGUGUUGGGGGAGGGGGGUCUCAAAAGCUGUCAGUAAAGCUCCUAUUCCACAGGCAUCUGAAAAACAGAACGUAAGAUGCAGGAAGCAGAUAGCAUAUUUAUAAAUGCACACACGUGCCAGAAUGAAGAUGUGAUGCCAGCAGCUUAAGUGUGAGAACUGCAGCGUAGAGUCCACGGUUAGCAAGCUGGGCGGUUAUGAGCAAGUCCCUCUUGGUCAGAGGCCUCUCUGCCAUCACUGUCACCACCCUCUUCCAUCAGCAUCCUCAAACAUUCUGGAAUGCUCUCGGGUCUGAGGAGCAAUGGCCAGGUCAGUUCAAGAGUCUCGCAACAGAAACAAGAAUGAAAAUGGCAGUAGCUAAGUGUACAGACUUAUCUUGAGUGCAGCGUCUCUGGCCUCCGGAUGGCAAGCCGGUGCUGGGAGCCCCCGCCCUCAAGUACCAGGUGUGACAAAAUGGCACCGCUGGCUUCGGUGUCCUGCAGGCAGAGCAGCCUCAUUCCUUCACACGGCAGAAGGCAGGUGAGGAUGUCAGGAUGUAAGAACAGGUAGCCAAGGACUGAGUCCCAUCAGAGCCACAUGAGGGGCAGCCAAACAGAAGUUUUUGUGCGUCAACCAAGCAGGGCUGUAUGCUCACUGAUUUCCAAACUACCUCUCCCCCGAGCACGUGAGGCGUCACCACCUAGCUACAGCAGCAUGACGCGGAGGUCUCACAACCCUUCCUGUCUCACAGACAGGAAGACCGAGGCAGAGAAGACCCACUUGCUUCUGGUCACCCAGCAAGCCGGAAUCGGUCAGAGCCAAGGUGUUUCCAUUCUUCAUCCAUCGCCAACCUGUGUGUGCAGAUGUGACCGUGCACUUGCACGUAAAGGGCUGCUGGGCACAGGUGCUCCUCAGGCCACCUCUACUCUGGUUAGGACUCUGGCCAGCGCAGCUGAGUGAGCUGGGAAAGAAUGCACGUCCAUUUCACGCCCCUCUAUUGCCAAGAAGGGCAGUCCCCAACCACUCUGUCAUGGGCACCCACAGACCAGGGCACCCUUUGAGUUUCUGUUUGAAAUGAACUCUCUAGGUGUUCCAAAACCUUGGGCUCUUGUGUGUAAACUCUCCGGCGCCAGACCCCUGUGCGGCUGACACUCCCCACAGGGCAUGGCUUAUCCUUGCAAUGGGGUUUGGAAGCUUCCUUCCAGCAGGAAGCCUCCAGACGUGGAAGGCCAGCCUGCAUCGCAUGGUGUGUCAUCUUGUCCCCCCACUUUCCCACACCCAUCCCCUGGAAAGUGACUGGCCAUGAGGAGCACAGAGGGUGGCAUUCCCAUCUUUUACUGGCUCAGCAGGCAUAAAUGGCCACACUGACUUUACGUAAAACUGUGUAAAAUGUGGAAGACUCAGCAUGUUGAUCAAACAAUAAACUGUCCUGAUUCUCAACACGAAAC